UACCAAAGCGAACCAAUCCCAGCACCAUCGGUGCUCAUCUGGUCGCUCUACUCCGGGUUCACCUCCUUCCUCGCCAUAUCCCUCCUGGGCAUAAUUCAAACAUACGGGCCAGCAAUCCACACCCACAAUCUACCCUUUGCUAUAGCUCCAGCGGGCGCCUCCGCCGUACUUCUCUUUGCCGUCCCGUCCUCACCACUCUCGCAGCCGCGCAUCGUUGUUAUGAGUCACGUCAUAUCUGCGCAAGUCGGGGUGUUCAUGUAUGAGGCAUUUAAACACGUGGAUGGGUCACUGGUGUGGCUGUCAGGGGCGUUGGCGGUGGGUCUGGCGGUGGUUUUAAUGGGAUUGCUUAAUUGCUAUCAUCCGCCGGCUGGCGCCACAGCGUAUUUGGCCGGGUUCUUUUCAGCUGAUGUGAAGAGAGUCGGGUGGUGGUUUCCGUUAUAUCCGGUUUUGCCCGUCAGCCUUGUGAUGGUGACGGUUGCUGUGGUGGUGAAUAAUGUUUGCCGCGUUUAUCCGCUGUACUGGAUU
This is a messenger RNA of Kickxella alabastrina, 525 nucleotides long. Its product is annotated as HPP family-domain-containing protein. The record is from RefSeq and is a predicted model, not a curated record. Lineage: Eukaryota; Fungi; Kickxellomycota; Kickxellomycetes; Kickxellales; Kickxellaceae. The transcript has a single exon. The annotation marks the transcript as partial.